Chenopodium quinoa (quinoa) is the source of this 2239-nucleotide messenger RNA. RefSeq names its product sesquiterpene synthase-like. The coding region runs from base 483 to 2225 and encodes 580 amino acids. Gene Ontology annotation, biological process: diterpenoid biosynthetic process. Gene Ontology annotation, molecular function: magnesium ion binding; terpene synthase activity. The transcript is spliced from 8 exons. The record is from RefSeq and is a predicted model, not a curated record. NCBI's taxonomy places the organism in Eukaryota, Viridiplantae, Streptophyta, Magnoliopsida, Caryophyllales, Amaranthaceae.
UUUAGGGAUUACUUUGUUAGUGUUACAGGGAUUAGUUCGUCAAUAUUAUAGAGGCUACUCGGUCAAGGGUUACUCGUCAGUAUUUUAGAGGCUACUUUGUUCUUUUACAAACGACCAUACGAUGUGGCCAGCAACACACAAGACGCCCUAUGAUGUUUUACUGUACUCACUUAAACUAUAUUUUCUCUAUUUUCUUUUAAAUACAACACACUUUCUUAGCACGCACUUUAAAAAAAGAUUUAACAAUGUAAACAGACACAUUAAUCAAAAUAAUUUUUAAAUGUAAUAACUCACCCUUCUCUAAUUACAGCGUUCAAAUAUUUAAUGGGCCUUAUACAAGGCUGGCCCGUUUACAUACUCUUAUCCCAAUCAUCAUCAUAAUCUUGAACAAAGGAAGAAAGAAGAGGAAGAAAAUCGUUCAACACUUACGCAACUCUACUCCCUCACACAAAUACACACUUGAAGAAACUGCAAAAGUGGCAAUGGCUGCUCUUCAAAGCUCCUUUACUUCUCUUUCUCUCUCCUCCAACUCUUUCUUUGGUCAACGCCUCUUUCCUUCUCCUACCUCUCUUCAGCUCAAGCGCUGGGAACGGAAGGAAUGUAAACCAAACAGUCUCCCAAAGCAUCAUAAUGUGCAGUGUAUGAAUGAAACAGCAGAAAUUGUUCGUCCUCUUGCUAAUUAUCCUCCUAACUUAUGGGGCGAUCACUUCCUUAACUAUGCUCCCCCGAACGAGGUUACCCAAGGUCUAAUGGAGCAAGAGGCAGAUGAGCUUAAAGAGGUGGUGCGCAAAGAAAUUUUGGUCGUUGACAAAGACACAAAAGAAAGACUUGUAUUUCUAGAUGAUAUACAUCGACUUGGAGUUGCAUACCAUUUUGAAAAUGAAAUUGAAGACACUUAUCAAAAGUUCCACAAGAAGAUGUAUGAUGAUAGUUACUAUGAGGAUGAUCUUUACUAUGUUUCUCUACGAUUUCGUCUCUUACGACAACAUGGAUUCAAUGUUUCAUGUGAUGUAUUUGAAAGCUUCAAAUGCGAGAAUGGAAGUUUUAAGGAUAGCUUAGCAAGUGAUAUGCAAGGACUAUUGAGCUUGUAUGAAGCAUCAUAUCUAGGAGUGCACGGAGAGAAUACACUCGAUGAAGCUCGUGCAUUUGCUACUACUCAUCUAACCUCCUUUGCUAGACAAUUAAGCUCUCCCAUGGCCGAACAAAUAGCCCGUUCCUUGAAACUACCCCUUCAUCGACGUAGUAUAAGGCUAGAAUCGUGGUAUCAAAUCUCAUUCUAUGAGUCAAAGUCUUUCCACAAUGAAGCUUUGCUGAAAUUCGCAAAGUUAGAUUUCAACUUGCUUCAAAUAUUGCAUAACAAGGAGCUAAGAGAUCAUACUAGGUGGUGGAGAAGUCUAGAUAUGGUCACAAAAUACCCUUUUGCGAGAGACAGAGUGGUAGAGGCCUACUUCUGGAUUUUGGGUAUGUACUACGAGCCUAAGUACUCGUAUGCAAGGAUGUUGUUUAACAAAUUGUUCAACUUUAUAUCCGUCAUAGAUGACAUCUAUGAUGCUUAUGGAACCAUUGAAGAGUUAAAAACCUUCACAGAAAUGAUUCAAAGGUGGGACAAAAGUUGCAUCGAUCAACUUCCAAACUACAUGAGAGCCAUUUCUCAAGUUAUCUUUGAUACGUUUGAAGAAAUUGAACAAGAUUUAGCUUUGGAGCAACGAUCAUACGCUGUUGAUUAUCUCAAAAAAGAAAUGAAAGCUAUAUGUCAAUCUUACUUGCAACAAUCUGUUUGGCAUCAUCAAAAUGUUGUUCCGACAUACGACGAAUACAUGAAAAAUGGCAUUAUAAGCUCCGGCUAUCUCUAUGUUGCUACUGCAUCUUAUCAAGGCAUGGGGAAGUUGGCAUCAAAACAUGCCUUCGAAUGGGUUGACGAAAAUACAAAGGCUCUAAAGCCUUCAUGUAUACUUGCCAGGCUCUUGAACGACAUUAGUAGCCACAAGUUUGAGAAGAAUAGAAGUCAUGUUUCAUCUGCAAUAGAUUGUUACAUGGAUCAAUACGGAAUCUCCAUUGAAGAUGCUUCGAAGGAGCUCCAAUUACACAUUGAAGAAGCAUGGAAGGACAUGAAUGAAGAAAUAAUUGGGACAAGAAUUGUUCCAACGCCUAUAUUACUUGCAGUUGUCAACGUAACAAGGACAUUAUAUGACUUUAUCACCCUGAUGAAGAUGGCUAUACUAUAGGCCAGUUCUUGAAA